GGUGUGCUUACCACAUUCGUGGCACUAACGCAGUCAUUGGGCCUUUGGAAUGGCGUGUUUCCCAUUUUGGGUACAUGGGCUGGUGGUCACGGGGUACGCAAACACAUUGGCUGGAUUCCUUUGCUUCUCGGAUGGUGUCUUUUGGCUCCAGUACCAGUUUUACUAAUGGUAUUUGCAACGGCCUCCUCCUACGAUCUAACUUAUCUACGCUGUCACCUGGGCACCGACUGGAUGGCACCCUUUGUGAUCAUACCCCACGUGCUUUCAAAGUUUUCAAGCAGCAGACUUCUCGCGGUGGCCUACUUCUUGGCGCUUUCAUUGUGUCUAUUGCUUUCACAAGUGAGUAUAUACACUUUUGAAGAGAGCGAGUUAUAG
Messenger RNA from Dicrocoelium dendriticum, 375 nucleotides. NCBI's taxonomy places the organism in Eukaryota, Metazoa, Platyhelminthes, Trematoda, Plagiorchiida, Dicrocoeliidae. The record is from the annotation of a GenBank genome assembly.